Mollisia scopiformis is the source of this 318-nucleotide messenger RNA. Its product is annotated as lactoylglutathione lyase. NCBI's taxonomy places the organism in Eukaryota, Fungi, Ascomycota, Leotiomycetes, Helotiales, Mollisiaceae. The record is from RefSeq and is a predicted model, not a curated record. Bases 1 to 318 code for a protein of 105 amino acids. The transcript has a single exon.
AUGCCUUCUGUUACUCUUCGGAUUGCGCGGCCCACGAACAAUCUCGAGAAGCUCACCCACUUUUACACUACUGCUCUCGGAAUGCGGAUCAUCGGCUUCUUCAAAGACCACGCUGGGUUCGACGGCGUCAUGCUAGGGCUCCCAGACUGUACAUGGCACCUGGAAUUUACGCAUCAACAUGGAGUUACAGUGGACCCCGCUCCGAGCAAGGAACAUCUACUUGUUUUCUAUCUUCCCGCCAACGAGGAGUGGGAUACUGCAGUCAAGAGAAUUGAGAGCACUGGUGGAACCAGGGUCCAAAGCGAGAAUCCGUAUUAG